AUGAUUAUUUAAAGUGAAAGAAAUAUUAUUAAUUCACGAAGAUCUAGUAUUGGACCAUCAUUCACAAGAAAUCCUUCAUAUAUUUAAUAUAGAAAAUAAAAUUCAGAUUGCUCUAUUUAUUCAGAAUCAAAAGAUUAAGCUGAUUCAAUCAACUAAUUAAAAUAAGAUUACUAGGAGAGAUAAUAAAGGGCCUAGUCUAUUUAUAGUUCAUUUGCUGUAUAAUAAUAUCUAAAGUUAGAAAAAACUAUUUUCAAAAAGUGGGGAUAAUAAAAAAUAAUAAAGCGAAGAACAAGUUACUAAUUUUUUAAAAUAAAUCAAAAGUAAAGCAAUUGUUAACAGAUUUAUUUCAAAUCUUUUUAGAAAUUCAUACAUUUUACCAUAAAAGUUGUAGUCAUAAUUUUAAGAUUAGUACAUAUCUAAAUACACUUCAUUUUCUAGAUAAUCAUUUAGUACCAUUUAUUUUAUAUUUUUAUAGAUUUAACAGAAAAUACUCAAUAUAUUAAAAUAUUUCAACCAGGAAGCAAAUUGCUUAUGUAUUGGGAUUUGAUUGGAAUUAUUAUCAAUAUAAUUUCUUUAUGGUUAAGCCCAUUUUAAGCAGCCUUUACUUAUUAAUCACCGAUCUUGUUAAUCGUAACCAUUAUUUGGUAUUUAUUUCUAGAAAUUUUGGUUAAUUUAAAUAGAUCGACCAUUUCAUUUGGAGAAAUUAUCAAUACUAGAAGCUAAAUUAUUAAACAUUAUCUUAAAGGAUAAGGAGUACAAGAUAUUAUAAGUCUUAUAAUUUGGAUAAUAAUAUUCAAUAAACCUGAAGAAAGUUUAGUUUUUGAAAUACUUUAAAUAAUAUAAAUUAUUGUCACAACUAAAAAAGUAAUAACAAAUUUUGAUAAAUUUUUUGAAUCUUUGUAUUCCAAAGGACAAUUUUCAAAUUUGAUUGAUUUGUUUUCCCUAGUAAUAACUAUAUUCUUUUUUGCUCAUAUCACAGGAUGUAUAUGGUAUUAUGUUGGAUAAAAGAGUGAUAGUCUCUUAGAUAAAUCUUGGUUAAAGAAAUAUGAAAUUGAGAAUGAAAAUAUUAUGAUCUAAUAUAAUUAUUCAAUAUAUUGGGCUACAACCACAAUUGUAACAGUUGGUUAUGGUGAUUUAACACCUUAGAAUUGGAUAGAAAUAAUAUUUACAAUAAUUAUGAUGUUCUUAUCUAGUUGUGUUUAUGCAUAUUCACUCAAUUCUAUAGGAAUUAUUUUAAAGAAUAUUUAAGAUACAAAGUAUUAAUAUAAAAAAAUGCUUUUGAGAAUUAAUGAUUAUAUGGACAAAAAUAAUGUUGAAAUGUAAUUAUAAUUAAGAGCCAGAAAUUUUAUAAAGCAUCAUUUAUUUUAAAAUGAAAAUUAAGAAAGUUAAGAGGAAAUAAAUAAUAUAAUGGAAAAACUUCCAGAAGACUUAAGAAUUCAAAUUACAAAAUCAAUUCAAUUAAAAAAUCUUAAUUAGAUAACUUUUCUAAAGGAUUUAUUUUCAUCUUAAGUUGUGAAUGAUAUUUCGAGAUAUUUAGAAACUUAAUAUUUAAUGUCUAAUGAUUUAAUAUUCUCAUAGAAUGAAUCUACUGAUUCUAGUUUGUAUAUUAUUUGAUAAUAAUUAGAUAUUUUAUCUAAUCAGGAUAAAUAGCCAUAUUUGAAGAGAAAUCUAACAAAACUUUAGUAAUAUUAAAUAAAGGUGAGAAAUUUGGAGAAUACUCUUUUUUUACUGGACUUUAUCCAAAAUAUUCUGUUAAAUGUGUAAGUGAUGCAGUUCUAUAUAAAAUAUAAAGAGAUAAAUUUUUAUAAAUCAUUUAAUAUUAUUAAAAAGAUUUUCAAAGAUUUCAUAAUAUUAAAGAUUAAAUACUUCUUAAUUGUGAUUAUUCAAAAUGUAUUUCAAGUUGUUAAAAUUGUAGAUUAUUUACUCAUGAAAUCAUAGAUUGUCCAUUAAUCUAAUAUAAACCAAAUUUAGAAUAAAGAUUAAAAGUGGCAGCAUUUAAAAAGGUUGAAAAUUUAAGAAAGUCUCAUAAAAGGUCAUAACAUAAAUCAAAUUGUAGAAAACUUUGCAACAACAUAGAAUUAUCAAUAAAAGCUUUUCAAGAAGAUAAUGAAUCAAAAGUAUAACUUUCUGAUUACUAAUCUGGACAUUUAUAUAAAACUACUUUUGAAGAAAGAGAUAAAUAAACAUUUGAAGAACCAAAAUCAAAGUUUUUAAUUAAUGACUAAGAUUAUAUUUCUCCAACUCAUUUCGUUUCCUCAAAUUAAUUAUAAUAGAAAAGACAUUAAACCUAAUUUAGACCUUCUAUCAUUGCCUAAAUACCAAAAAAAAAAGUAACUGUUUUUUAGUAGGAACUUAAAUCUUAAAACUAAAUAGUAAAUAAUUCCUUUAAUUCUUCAUCAUUUAAUAAGAUUUAAUCUGAUUUAUUAUUGCAAUUCCCAUCAUCUCAUUAAACUUCCAUGCAUAUUGAUUAGAUGAUGAAUUAUAAAGAUUACAUGCCAUUCAAUAAUAUUUCAGCAAUCAUUAUUUAGAUGGAGAAGAAUCCUAGAAGAUAAUCUAAAAGAAGAUAAAGGGAGAUAGAAUAAGUAAAUAAAUACACAUUCUUUCAUUAUGUGAAAAAAAUGGCUAUUAAAAUUAGAAGAGCUUCAAGUAAAAUGAUUUAAUAAUGGUGA
Molecule: messenger RNA, 2669 nt
Organism: Paramecium sonneborni
Lineage: Eukaryota; Ciliophora; Oligohymenophorea; Peniculida; Parameciidae
Source: the annotation of a GenBank genome assembly